CUCUCAAGUGCAAAAAUAUCAAUUGGCUUGGAAUCGUCAGUCUCGAGAGUGUGGGAGUUCGGGUCUCCAUUUAUCGGUAAAAGAGAAGAAGCGUAUCUGUUCGAUUAAUUAUUGAAACCAUUUGUGCUGUACCGUCUCGCAGCAGGGAUAUUUUUGUGAGAAUCAUGAUGGACAAACACGCUGAUGAAAUGGAGACUCAAUCCCAAACAGAGCACGAUAGACAGAGGCCGACAAAGAACAAAUGUCUGAAAAGGCUGAGGAAAAAUGCAUUCUUAAUCUGCACUUUCAUCGGAAUUAUUAUUGGUGCUGGUUCCGGCUUUUCUUUACGACCCCAGAAAUUGACAGCUGAUACGGUGUCACUGAUAUCCUACCCCGGUGAGCUGUUCAUGAGGACGCUUAAACUCUUGGUUUUGCCGUUCGUUGUGUCUUGUAUAAUCAGCGACAUUCACAAAGUAUGAACUUGUGCCGGGAACUAAUGACACCUAUAGAAAAAUUGUAGAUUCAAGGGCAGGCACGGAUAUGAUUGGUGUAGUUUUGUUUUGCAUUAUGUUUGGAUCAAUCUUGGGCACGAUGGGCCCUAAGAGUCAGGUAGUCAUUGACUUUUUCUCCGUCAUUAACGAGACUUUGAUGAAACUUCUGCGUGGUGUUAUUUGGCUCACCCCGUUCAGCGUCGGGAGUAUUUUGUGCGGGAGAAUCGCCUCAUUGCCGAAUAUCGGCGAAGCGAUGGACCGAUUGGCGUGGCUCGUUCUCACCGUCUUCUUAGCACUGUCACUCUACCAUUUCUUCAUCGUCCAAUUGAUAUACUUCUUCAUCGUUCGCCAGAAUCCCUUCGCGUAUUACGCUCAGCUGGCGCCUUCCUUGCUCACCGCUUUUGCCACCUCUUCCAAAGCUGCGUCGAUACCGAUAACUUUCAAAGUUCUGGAGGACGAAGUGAAGAUGGACAAGCGGAUCACCCGAUUCGUUCUGCCGAUCGGCAACUUGAAUCUGAACGGAUCCGCGGCGCACAUGCCCAUCAGCCUCCUUUUCAUCGCUCAACUCAACGACAUCGAUCUCGGGGUUGGAGACUACGUUAAUUUGCUAAUCACGAUAACAUUUUUGUCGAUGUCGAUGGCAACGGUGCCAAGUGCUAGUUUGAUGAUGACCGUCAUGUUGUGCAGCACCAUCAACGCUCCUCUUGAAGACGUCUCACUCCUGUUUGCCACCGACUGGCUUUUAGACAGAAUAGAGACAGUGAACAACGUAUUGGGAGAUUGUUACACCGUUGCUGUAGUUCAAAAACUAUCGGCCAAAGAGCUAGCAUCUUUGAGACAGGAAAAAAAUGGGACCCUUCAACAACUGAAAGAGAGUAACAUCGACGGUAAAUCAGUGUAGCAGGUGUAGCUGGUUGGACGAAGAAAAUUUAAGCAAGAAUUCACAAUUUAAUAAAAAUUUGUCUCCAGUCGUUGAAGUCAAAUGAGACAAAAACUAAAGUUUUGUAUAUUACAAUGGAAGAAAAUCUGCAUUCACCGUUGAUACUAUUUGAAAAAAAGGAGAGAAAAAAAUCACACCCAAAAUUUAAA
Bemisia tabaci is the source of this 1559-nucleotide messenger RNA. Lineage: Eukaryota; Metazoa; Arthropoda; Insecta; Hemiptera; Aleyrodidae. The record is from RefSeq and is a predicted model, not a curated record.